CUGCGUCAACAAUGGAGGCUCCGCCCUCUCUCCUCUUUCCUCGGUUUCCUCGACCUCAAAACUGGCGUCAUCGUCGCCCUACUCUUUGCGCUUCUGAACAAAGUCGCUGGCGUGUAUGGCUUGAUCGCCAUGUUGACGGGCGCGGGCGGCUCGGCGGCUCAGCUUAGCCAGUACAUCUACUCUGUUUUCGGUCUCGUAGCACUUGCAUGGGGCCUCAAGGCCGUGGAAGAGGAGGAUCCUAAACGCACGCUCUACUUUGCCCACUUCUUCUUCGCGGACCACGUCUUGUCCACGGCGUGGACAAUCUUCUUUGCUGUCCAUUGGUGGGUAUACACACCGCACGAUGGCCGCCGCUUUGCCAACUCUCCUGCCCAGCAAGCCCUCAUUGACGGCUACAUCGGUCAUCACCUGAACAUGACCGAAGCCCAGCGCGUCGCCGCUGCGGAAGAUAUCUGGGGCAGGGAGAAGGGCAUCGCCGCUACCAUCAUCGUUCUAGGCUGGCUUUCCAAGUUCUUCUUCGCCGCCCUCAUCUAUUCCUUCGCACACCACCUCCGCAGGGGAACGUACCGCUCGCUCCCGCUUUCCCGCCCAACGGCAGCCCUGUCCUCCACAUACACCGCCGCACGCGCCGAACCCGACGACGACUCCUUCGAAGAGGCCGCCGACGACUUCUACUCGCCCAAGACCGCCACCACGCCCCUCCCCCUCCACACCCACCACCACCCCGCCAGCCCACAUCACCCGCAAAACGUCACCCGCCGCCCCGGCUCGGCCGGCAGCUUCGCCGACUUCGUGAGUGCGCCGCCCCCGCCGCGGCGCACGCGUGGGAGCCUGCUCGGCCGCGGCAUCGGCGGCGCGGCGGCGGGGAGCAGCGGCGCGAGCGGCAGUGGGAGUGGGGGGAGCGCCGGGGAGGAGGCGGACGACGAGGUGCUGUUUGACGAGGAGGAGGCGGGGUCGGCGUCGGGGCGGAGC
Heterobasidion irregulare TC 32-1 is the source of this 972-nucleotide messenger RNA. RefSeq lists its product as uncharacterized. Gene Ontology annotation, cellular component: inositol phosphoceramide synthase complex; Golgi membrane. The transcript has 4 exons. Gene Ontology annotation, biological process: inositol phosphoceramide metabolic process. NCBI's taxonomy places the organism in Eukaryota, Fungi, Basidiomycota, Agaricomycetes, Russulales, Bondarzewiaceae. The annotation marks the transcript as partial. The record is from RefSeq and is a predicted model, not a curated record. Gene Ontology annotation, molecular function: inositol phosphoceramide synthase regulator activity.